Molecule: messenger RNA, 2211 nt
Organism: Dermochelys coriacea (leatherback sea turtle)
Lineage: Eukaryota; Metazoa; Chordata; Testudines; Dermochelyidae
Product: sphingolipid delta(4)-desaturase/C4-monooxygenase DES2-like
Exons: 4
Coding region: 484-1344 (286 amino acids)
Biological process (GO): ceramide biosynthetic process; sphinganine metabolic process
Cellular component (GO): membrane
Molecular function (GO): sphingolipid delta-4 desaturase activity
Source: RefSeq, a predicted model, not a curated record
GGCGGCGGACGGCUGCCUGAGCCCAGGGCUCCUCCACGCGCCCAGCGCGGGACGGGAGGGGAACGUGUGACUUUCCUCCGGCCACAUUGCGUCACGCCGUGCGCGUGCCGGGCAGUGACGUCAUACAGAAAGGGCCAUGACUGCCCAGGAAGGGGGGAGGGGGACGUUAGUGCCUCACGAGCUAAAGGCGUGCUGUAAGCAAGUCACGAGACGUCAGCCUUCCCCUCUCCUCCGGGCGGACAGGGCCUCGGCUGGAGGGUUGCGUGCGGUUCUGGGCGCUAGGGUUCAGGAAGGAUGUGGACCCAGUGGAGAAAGUCCAGAGAAGAGCGACAAGAAUGACUGAAGAUCUAGGAAACACCCCCUGGGAGGGACGAUCGAAACCGUUGGGUUUGUUUAGUCUGGAGGAGAGACGCCUGAGAGGGGACACCAUCACAGUUUUCAAGUAAGGCAAGUCUUGCCAAGUACCCUGAGAUCAAGAAGCUGAUGGGUCCAGAUCCCCAACUGAAGUGGGUAGUUACCCUGAUGGUGCUGACCCAGCUGGUGGCCUGCUACCUGGUGAAGGACCUGCCUUGGAAGUGGGUCUUCUUCUGGGCUUAUGCCUUCGGGGGCUGCCUCAACCAUUCCAUGACACUGGCCAUCCAUGACAUCUCCCACAACGUGGCCUUCGGCAACAAGGAGGCCAAGUGGAACCGCCUCUUCGGCAUGUUUGCCAACCUGCCCAUCGGGGUCCCCUACGCCACCUCCUUCAAGAAGUACCACGUCGACCACCACCGCUACCUGGCCGGGGAUGGGCUCGACGUGGACGUCCCCACGGCCUUUGAGGGACGCUUCUUCCACUCGCCACCCCGCAAGAUUCUCUGGCUCUUCCUUCAGCCCAUCUUCUACAUCCUGCGGCCCCUCUACAUCAACCCCAAGCCCGUCACCGGCCUGGAGGUGAUCAACGUUGCCGUGCAGCUGGCUUAUGACCUCUUGAUCUACUCCUUGUGGGGGCCCAAGCCCGUCUUUUACAUGAUUGCUGGCUCCACGCUGGCCAUGGGGAUCCAUCCCAUCUCCGGACACUUCAUCGCCGAGCACUACAUGUAUCUCAAGGGCUACGACACCUUCUCCUACUACGGCCCCUUGAACUGGCUGACCUUCAACGUGGGUUAUCACAUGGAGCACCACGAUUUCCCCAGCAUCCCGGGCAGCAAGCUGCCACUGGUGAAGAAGAUCGCUGCUGAGUACUACGAUCAUCUGCCCUACCACACCUCCUGGGUCUGCGUCCUCUGGGACUUUGUCUUCUGUGACUCGCUGGGGCCCUUUGCCCGCGUGAAGAGGAAGUACAAAGUGGCCAAGGCGGAGUGAAACAAGAGGGUCACCCAACAGAGCUCCCCGCUCUCCAGCCUCUCAGGGGACGGGGGGAGGUUUGACAUCAGGGGAGUUAUUUAUACCUGUUGCCUAAUACCAGAUGUGUACACGCUUCAUUUAAGAGUCAAAUAUUGUCAAAGACUCUACUGACCGAGAUAUGAGUCAUUAGGCAGCGUGAUCGGGCCAUGGGAGUACUCCUCCUGACUGCUCGGCUGGUGUACAACUACCCCAGACCAUCCAUGCCCCUCCAGCAACCAACACAGGGGGUGUGGCCAAUGGUACUGGGACAUGGCUGAGAAGGGGGUGUGGCUAGGGCAUCUCCUGGGAUCACCAGCUGCUGCUAACAGUCAGUGUAGAUUAGAGCAGCCUUCAGGCUAUUCUCUGCCAGGGACUAGGUUGGCAUCCCGAUGGCUUUCCUGCCACCUUCAUUCCUCCCACACCCCAGACUUCUUAUCAAAUGGUCCCCAGCCAAUCUGGAGCAUCGGCUGGUACGUGUACAUAGGUAUUACUAAGGGCCACCAAAGAUACCUCGGUCUAGGCUGCAGCUUUACAGGCCUGAUUCCCCGCUCCCUCAAAGUGGUGUGAAUCUGGAGUGACCGCAUUGAAAUCAGUGGCAUUGAACAGGCAUAAAUCCAUGGGAGUCAGUGGGGCUGAUUCAUGCCUCCCUCACCCUGCUCUAGACCAAGAGCAACUGUCCUAGUACGGAUGUAAAUGAAACAAGAAUCGGGCCCCUUAUAAAAUUUGAACUGUAAUAAGUGAAUACCUAGAUCUGCAAGAAAGGACCAGGCAUACAUAAUGCAAAGAGACAGCCCUACUUAAUUAGUCAUGUUUCUUAUAUUAAAAAUAACUUGAGGAGAAGCUUCA